GCGAGCGGAGCUGGAGCGCGUAUUAGGGUGAACUAGCCUACUGACAACGAGUGGUGCUGGAUAUUUUUCAUGCAAUUGGCUCUGCUGCAUGCUUGAAACGAACUGCUUUUUAUCGUGACGGUAUAACAUCUUUUUUUUUGCCUCUAUAUUUUUACACUGGAUUUGAUAUUGACCAUAUCUCCCCGGGACGUGUUCAAUGUAUUCAUGUGUGAGAUUGGAGGAAACGAAUUAGCAAAAGAAAGAUAAAAUACUUUGACAGAAGAGAGAGAGUGAAACCUCUUAUCGGCUCGCCUGGAAAUUAAAAGGUAACCGUGGUCUUCACUGAUAGCAUUAGACCCAUAAGAUUCGUUCUGUCAACAGCAUCAUUGGUCUACAUUCGAUGACUGGACUUUGGCUAUUCACGGAUUUUCUCAAUGCGGAUUCCUUUUUUACGUUUCCAUCGGAUAUGUGGUGUGAUAUAAUUGCCCAUUGAAGAGGAAAAGUCAUUACAACGGAAAAGUCAUUUCAACUUGAACAAAUCAUUCAUAUGCAUUUGUGGACGUAUGCGUAAAAUGCAAUGUGUCUAAAAUUAUCCUUAUGGUUGUUGAAUCGCAAUCAUGAUGCUGGGAAGAAUUGAACUGGAUCAUUUCUAGCCAAUCAUUUAAUCUUCAGUGAACAUUAUUUUUUUGGGUAAACCUGUUCAUUAGAAUUUUCCUCCCUUUUGAUUUUUUAAAUUCAUUAUUUGCAUUGUUUUCCAGCCUGUAUCGAAAUGGUCGGUUUAUCAUGCCAGACGUUCCUAUAGUUGUAGCUUGAUACAAACAUCGCAGAUGUAUAUGUUGUUCUGAGACCAUCAGUGUUCUGAGACCAUUCAGAAUGUUUUCUAAUAUCUAUCCUCAAGAUCUCACGCGUUGCAACAGAUUGGAGAAUGUGGUUUCUCUCAGAAGAGUACAAUGAGGUAGAUGGACUUAAGACCAUAUAAUCAAGUUACAUGUAUACCAGAUAGGAUACCAGAUAGCCUUUUCUGUUAUCGAAACCUAUUCCAAGGAUAACUUUUCGAUCAGAUUCGCUAACUGGACAUUUUUUGCCAGUUAUCUCUGACAUGCAUAGGUGUGCGUGAUCAUACGAGGUCCCAAUUAAAUCUAAGGAAAAAUCAACAGGUACAAUGUACGCCAAGGACAUGGAUUUUAUGCAAAUUCUUUGGAUAGUCCUUUUAUGCUGGACUGGGGCUGAUUCUGUUAUCAAUUUGAAAUACUCGAUAAACGAGGAGCAGAAGGCUGGGUAUAUCAUUGGAAACGUGACAAAGGACGCACAAACUCAAGGAUUUGCCAUUGCACCGCGUGCGCCGUACUUGCGGGUCAUCUCAAAUUCAGAGCCGCGAUGGGUGGAACUCAGCCCUGCUGGACUUCUCCUCACACAUCAGAAAAUAGACCGAGAUGUGGCUUGCCGACAGACGUCAAAGUGCACUGUCUCUCUGGAGGUGAUGUCAAACUCCAUGGAGAUCUGUGUGAUUAAAGUUGAAAUUGUGGAUUUGAACGAUAAUGCGCCCAGGUUCCCCACAAACCACAUUGACAUUGAAAUCUCAGAGAAUGCCUCCCCUGGUACCAGGUUUCCCCUAGAGGGGGCAAGCGAUCCGGACUCUGGGAUUUUCGGUGUGCAAUCGUAUUCGAUCACCCCGAAUGAGCUCUUCGGGUUGGAGAUUAAGACUAGGGGGGACGGGUCUAAGAUUGCCGAACUCGUAGUGCAAAAAUCGUUAGAUAGGGAGACCCAGUCUCACUACUCAUACGAAAUUAGUGCAGAAGACGGCGGAGACCCCCCAAAGAUUGGCGCAGUUCAGCUCAAUAUUAAAGUAAUGGAUUCGAAUGAUAAUAAUCCCGUUUUUGACCAGCCUGUGUAUACAGUGAAUGUGAUGGAGAAUUCUCCGAUUAAUACACUUGUAAUUGAUUUGAAUGCAACGGAUCCUGACGAGGGAACUAAUGGUGAGGUUGUAUACUCGUUUAACAGUUACGUCACCGAGAAAACUAGAGAUGUAUUUAAAAUCGACCCUAGAACCGGUAUUAUCACUGUAAAUGGCCCGUUGGAUUAUGAAGCAACCCAUAUUUACGAGAUUGAUGUCCAAGCCAAAGAUUUAGGUCCAAAUUCUAUUCCGGCUCAUUGUAAAGUCACGGUCAAUGUGAUGGAUGCAAAUGAUAACCCACCUGUCAUUAGUUUAUUGUCGGUGAACACAGAGCUGAUUGAAGUUAGUGAGAACGCGCCACGUGGAUACGUUAUUGCAUUAGUAAGGGUCUCAGAUAAGGACGCUGGAGCGAAUGGCAAGGUGCAGUGUAGACUACAAGGCAACGUCCCUUUCAGGCUCCAGGAAUACGAGAGCUUCUCAACCAUCCUUGUCGAUGGCAGGCUAGACAGAGAACAGAGGGACACAUACAAUCUAACUAUCCAAGCAGAGGACAGCGGCACCCCCCCUUUACGUGCCACUAAAUCGUUUGUAGUGAAAGUCACAGAUGAAAAUGAUAACCCUCCCCACUUCCUAAAACCCCAUUACCAAGAGAUGGUCCUAGAAAAUAACCUGCCCGGCUCAUGUUUGCUGGCAGUGUCUGCUGUAGAUCCCGAUUUGGGCAUGAAUGGCACCGUUUCAUACACCAUCGUUCCCAGUGAGAUUAAACACAUGGACGUAAACACAUAUGUCAGUAUAAAUCCUUCAGGACGUAUUUACUCCAUGAGAUCAUUCGACCAUGAGUACACUAGGACUUUUGACUUCAAAGUUUUGGCCAGGGACCAAGGGAAUCCGUCCUUAUCCAGUAACGCGACUGUGCGCAUUGUCGUUUUGGAUGUGAAUGACAAUACACCUGUUAUGACUACUCCACCCCUGGUAAAUGGCACCGCAGAGGUAUCCAUUCCAAGGAACGCAGGGGUGGGUUACCUGGUGACCCAAGUCAAGGCCGACGACUACGACGAGGGGGAGAAUGGAAGGCUGACCUAUACCAUUUCGGAGGGAGACAGGCCUUUCUUUGAGAUAGACCAGGUGAAUGGAGAGGUGCGGUCCACCAAGAUGUUCGGGGAGCAGGUCAAGUCGACCUACGAGAUCACAGUGGUGGCACGCGACCACGGGAAACCGUCCUUGUCUGCCUCUGCAUACAUUGUUGUCUACCUCUCACCGGACCUGAACGCCCAGGAAUCUAUUGGACCAGUAAACCUGUCAUUGAUUUUCAUCAUUGCCCUGGGCUCUAUUGCAGCUAUCCUGUUUGUCACUAUGAUUUUUGUGGCAGUCAAGUGCAAAAGGGAUAACAAGGAGAUCCGAACGUACAACUGCAGUUUCUUCUACUUGCGCAGGGUGGCGGAGUACUCGUAUGGCAGCCAGAAGAAGUCGAGCAAGAAGAAGCUGAGCAAGAACGACAUCCGCCUCGUGCCGCGCGACGUGGAGGAGACGGACAAGAUGAACGUGGUGAGUUGCUCGUCUCUCACCUCCUCGCUCAACUACUUCGACUACCACCAGCAGAGCCUGCCGCUGGGCUGCAGGCGCUCCGAGAGCACCUUCCUCAACGUGGAGAACCAGAACUCGCGCAAUGCCGCGCCCAACCACGGUGGCUAUCAGCAGCAUCCCUUCGCCAGCGGUCAGGGUCCCCAGCAGCCUGACCUCAUCAUCAACGGCAUGCCGCUGCCAGAGACGGAGAACUAUAUCGACUCCAGCUACGUAAACAGCCGAGCACACCUUAUCAAAAGCACAUCGACAUUCAAGGACCUGGAGGGCAAUAGUCUGAAGGACAGCGGGCACGAGGAGAGCGACCAGACGGACAGUGAGCACGACGUCCAGAGAGGCCACUACAUAGACACGGCUGUCAACGAUGUGCUCAAUAUGACCGUGCCCCCCAACGUCUGCCAGCUGCCCGACCAAGGUAGGAGAAAAGACCCCAGUGAAGGCUUCCACUGCCAGGAAGAGUGCCGUAUCCUGGGCCAUUCGGACCGCUGCUGGAUGCCCCGUGUGCCUGGUCCGGCCCGCGGCAAGUCGCCUGAGCAUGGCCACCCACGUAACAACGUCAUCGCCCUGUCUAUUGAGGCCACCACCGUAGAUGUGCCCCACUACGAGGACUGUGGCACCGGCACCAUCAAAAGGACUUUUGCCACCUUCGGCAAGGAUGGCCCAGAAGACCCCGAGCGGGGUGAGCUAAAGGGCAUCAAGCGGACAAUGAUGGAGUCUCAGGUGUGCAGCCCCAAGGCCAACGGCGGCGCCGUGCGCGAGGCGGGCAACGGGCGCGAAGCAGCCAGUCCCAUCACCUCCCCUGUGCACCUGAAGAGCCCGCUGGCCAAGGUGCCAUCCGGCUACAACACGCUCAGGUGCCGUGGCGCCGAGCGCAUUGCCAACCACAGCAUGCUGCGGCAGCCCGAGGGGAAGGACAGCGAGCCGGCUGUCCGGGAGAUCAACACUCUCCUCCACGACGGCAGCCAUCUUGAGAAGGAGUCUCCCAGCAGCAAGCGCCUGAAGGACAUUGUGCUCUAACGGGCCUCAGGGGAGCCUACUCACACACACACACACACACACACACACACACACACACACACACACACACACACACACACACACACACACACACACACACACACACACAGUGUAAACAAACACAAAUACAUACAUACAUACAUACAUACAUACAUACAUAUAUAUAUAUAUAUAUGUAUAUAUAUAUAUAUAUAUACAUACAUAUACAUAUACAUACAUACAUACAUACGUACAUACAUACAUACAUAUAUAUAUAUACGCACACAUACUCCGCCAUAGCAGUGUGUACGCAGGUGAAAGUCAAGCCGAUGAAAGAAAGAAAGAGAGAGAGAGAGAAAGACACAACUUGAGCGUAGUAUACAGUACUAAGGACAAAGCCCAGAUGUGAAAUAUUACUGGAAAAUGCUGAGCUUCAUGUUGUGUUCCUCCAGACAAGUGAAGGCCGUGGAUGUGGCUUUGUUGUAGUCACAGUACUUUUCUUGUUUGGUUUUCCGUUCGUUUUCUGCAGCCAGUGGACAGGCAGGUUGCUGUUGACUGUGUGACUUGCCCCUUCGGCCGGAUUCUGCCUCUCCCCUGUUCAGAUUUAGGACCUGACACCUAUGGUGACGGAUAAAAAAAGUACAGAACUUUGCCUUUUGACUGUUUUUGCAUAACUAACUGAGAUUGCCUUCUUUGGUUUUGUCUCGGCUGCCAAAUUGACUCCUCGUUUCCUUUGUAAAGCUCCCCACAGUGCAACAGACGGAGACAGACAGACAUGCACAUGAUUCUUCUUCUGUGAACCAUUGCCUCUAUGUGCAUCUUGAACAGUGGUCAGUAGUGAAGACGGAGGAGGGAAGGAACACAUUCCCAGUCUCAUUUUCUUCUCGGUCUGAUAAGAGAAUCCGUAUUCUCUGUAUACACCCCCCCCCCCCCCCCCCCCCCACUGGAGGACAUCCCAGUGUCACCAGACUGUGAGGUCUGCACAGUAUUUAUGGUUUAUCACUGAUGGAGCUUAAUGAACUCUUGCUAUCUGCCCAGGCACUCCCAACACUGGGAAGUGGGACAGACUUUCGACUGAGCUAUGAGGAAGAUAAAAAAAUACUUAUUGCUUUUGAAAUCUCCUGUGCCCAUUCUUGAUUGUAGCCAGUGGAGCACAAUUAGAACUUUGUGCUCUGGUCUUGUACUUUUUCUGACUUUUGACUAUGGGGCUAGGAUAGAAGGGAUCGUCACUCACGUCUUGCUAUGUGAAACUCUGUAUAGGGUUUACUAUUAUCAUUUUUAAUAACCUGUUGUUAUGUGACAAUCCCUUUAAUGUUUUGUUUCAAGAGUUUAAAAAAAAAAAAAAAAUAAACAUUGGUGUUCAACUGAAGCUACAGUAGCGUUGUUUCACAAACAAAAACAAAAAAACAUAUGCCAAAAUAUAUUUUAUAAAUAAUUUAAAAAUGUAUAAUGAGAAUAUUUAAAUCCGUGUAGUUAUUUUAUCAGUAAGUUAUACUUGAAAUUAACUGGCUUUUGUUUAUUUGGCAUUUUUUAAUGAUUAUGAUUAUUUUUCAAAAUGAACUUGGUUUUUUGUUUUUGUUUACUGUGUUACCCUGGCAACUGUUGACUUGCAGUCUACCUUGUUGUAAAGAGUUUCUUAUUGGUCAGUUCUUGUGCCAUCAAGUUUCUGUGUGGACAAAUAGAAAAUGUAAAAAUACAAAAAAUAUUGCAAUUUCAGCACCAAUAGUAGUGUGUCAGUUCAAUGAGCUUAGAGUGAGAUAGCAAAAUAAACCAAAAAAGAAGCAAACAAAACCGUAAAGAUUGCUUAAUCUUAAUAUUUAAGUAAGAAGAAGAUGGUUAAUUAAGCUAGUUUUUUAAGCUAGUGAGAUAAUUCCACCUAUUUCUGUGUGUUUGUUUUUGGACUAAGGUUUCCUGUUGGUUCCUCACCUCAGAACUGGCCUUAGUGAUAUGAACCAGAGAAUAGGCCCUGUCAACACUUCAAGUAACAGACUAAAGGUGAAGGUAUGCAGACAAGCUUUGCUCAACUGCUGUGCCAUCAUGUAUCAUCUCCUUUGAAUUGAGUCUGAAAAUAUAUUUAAGAACAGCAAGACAAACCUUUCAGUCAUGACCAAACAGAUUUGGUGGAAUCGUAUGUUUAAAGGAAAUUAAGUUCUUCAAAGAACCAUCUUGCAAAUCAGCAAUGCGGUUUUCAGUUGCUUUACAGUUAAACUAUGUACAACAUGGAAAAUUGUAAAUGAAAAAGGACAAAAUUACAUACAAUGAAAUAGAUCUUGUAGCUGAAUGUUUUUGCUUGUCUCACCCAUGGCUUUUGGCAACAUGAACAUCGGAAUAAUCACUGAAUGUAUACAGCAGCUUAUUAUUAAACUAUUAAAUGUU
Oncorhynchus masou masou (cherry salmon) is the source of this 6826-nucleotide messenger RNA. RefSeq names its product protocadherin-19-like. The record is from RefSeq and is a predicted model, not a curated record. NCBI's taxonomy places the organism in Eukaryota, Metazoa, Chordata, Actinopteri, Salmoniformes, Salmonidae. Gene Ontology annotation, biological process: homophilic cell-cell adhesion. Gene Ontology annotation, cellular component: plasma membrane. Bases 1142 to 4471 code for a protein of 1109 amino acids. The transcript is spliced from 5 exons. Gene Ontology annotation, molecular function: calcium ion binding.